UACAUCAUGGUGCUAUACACAUGAAAUUUUGCUACAUGGAAAAAUCAUCAGUUAUAGUUGUCCUUCCUCAAGCCUCCUCUUGUUUCUGUGCAAAAGUUUUAAACCUCUUUAGUAGCAUUCCAUUAGCAGUGAGCCUCUUCCUGUAUCUGUGGGCGGGUGUGGUUAUGAAUAAUCACAUUUCUGUGCUCGUGAACCUGUUCGCCUGUGACCUUCCCAAAGAUGAGGCAAAUCUAGAAUGACGUUCUUGCUUAUAAGGUUGGAGGAGGUGAUGGAGUAGGUCAUUUUUAACUGGGUGGGUGCUUGUUUGCUGAACCAUGCUUGAUCAGGUGGUCUUUGUAGCUGCUGUCACACUGCUUGGUCUACUAGAACAAGCAUACUUCUCUCUGCAGGUUAUCUAUGCUCGCCGCAAGUUCUCCAUCUCUCCUCCGGCCACCACGGGACACCCAGAGUUUGAGAGGAUUUUCAGAGCACAAGCGAACUGUUCAGAAUACUUCCCCUUGUUUAUCAUUUCACUUUGGUUGGCUGCACUUUUCUUCGGCCAAGUGCUGUCUGCUUUCUUGGGCCUCCUAUAUCUCUUUGGACGAUAUCGGUACUUCCAUGGAUAUGCACAGUCUGCAACAGGAAGACUGGCACCUCUGUAUUUCACUGCCAAGGUGCAGUGGGUGCUGAUUAUUGUGGCAGCAGUGGGCGUGCUCUGCUAUCUGAGUCGGCUGUACCUAGGGCUGGACCCGCUCACUGCUCUGAGUCAGCUCAAAUAAACUCUGCAUACAGCAUUGAUGCUAAUGAAUACCAAGCCACAGCGUUUUCAGUUUUCUGAAUAGGUUCAUGGAGUAGUUUUAUUAAACUUUUAUUUUGUCAGUGGCAGGUGAGAAGCCUUCAUGCAAACGUGUCUCAAGCACUCUGGAAUUAAAGGUGUAUGUUUAUUCUGGCUGUUUUUUAUAUACGAGAAUAAAGGAUUAAAGAUUUAAUUCAUUUAUCAAAUCAGAAUAUUGGGCUUAGUAAAAUAUGAGGGUUUUGCAAGCGUUUGAGUUCACUAAGCAAGUGUCACUGUUAUGGAAAUAUGAGCAUUUUAGAUAUUCAGUUAAAUGAUCUGUAUUUCAUUUUAUGCAAAGCCAAUUAAACAUUAAACAUUGUGUUGUUCUUUGGUGCCCUUCA
Molecule: messenger RNA, 1155 nt
Organism: Electrophorus electricus (electric eel)
Lineage: Eukaryota; Metazoa; Chordata; Actinopteri; Gymnotiformes; Gymnotidae
Gene: ltc4s
Product: leukotriene C4 synthase
Biological process (GO): leukotriene biosynthetic process
Cellular component (GO): nuclear envelope; membrane; endoplasmic reticulum
Molecular function (GO): leukotriene-C4 synthase activity; glutathione transferase activity; enzyme activator activity
Source: RefSeq, a predicted model, not a curated record